Messenger RNA from Hermetia illucens (black soldier fly), 620 nucleotides. Its product is annotated as cuticle protein 12.5-like. The transcript has 2 exons. The coding region runs from base 146 to 532 and encodes 128 amino acids. Lineage: Eukaryota; Metazoa; Arthropoda; Insecta; Diptera; Stratiomyidae. The record is from RefSeq and is a predicted model, not a curated record.
AUAUCAUUUGGGUAACUUACUUGGACCGAAUGUGCGUUCAUAUUUUGCCUAUAAAUAUAAAAACCUUUCGUAAUUCUGUACUAGUAUCACUCAAGAAGUUCUUAAGUUCGUUUAGCUUAAACUCAAUUUGUAACAAUCCGACAACAUGAAAGUUUUCAUUGUAUUGACCAUCUUGGCUGCUGGUGCCUAUGCCGCUGAAGAGCAAAACCAGGAAACUGCCAAGACUAAGCGUGGAUUAGCGUUCGGUUAUGGACAUGGACCAGUUCUUGCACCAGGCUUUGCCGCUCCAGCUUAUGCAGCUCCAGCCUAUGCAGCUCCAGCGUAUGCAGCUCCAGCUUAUGCUGCUCCAGCGGUGGUUGCCCACGCACCCGCUGUUGUAGCGCCAGCACCUGCUGUAGUUGCUGCCGGUUAUCCUUCGCCUUAUGCACGUGUUGCUUCUUAUAGCAUAGCCCAUCAUGCUCCAGCUGUAGUUGCUCAUGCUCCAGUUGCUGUCGCACAUGCUCCACUCGCUUAUGCCCAUCACUUCAAAUAAAUUUGACAUUUGAGCGGUUUUGUGCGGAAAAUGAUUAGUUGAAGAAAAUUUGCAAUCAAAUGGGAAUAAAGUUGUUUGAAUGUUGUUA